Molecule: messenger RNA, 2048 nt
Organism: Humulus lupulus (European hop)
Lineage: Eukaryota; Viridiplantae; Streptophyta; Magnoliopsida; Rosales; Cannabaceae
Exons: 10
Coding region: 176-1282 (368 amino acids)
Molecular function (GO): methyltransferase activity
Source: RefSeq, a predicted model, not a curated record
AAAUGCGUAGAUAGCCAAAAAUACCAGGAGUGAACGGGAGAAUACGGGAGAAUUCCACUGUAUCUAAAACCAAAAAGUAAUUAUUACUGCUCAAGAGUUUCAGGAUCAGACUCGGAACUCAGAACUCAGAAGCUUCAAAUUGUUCAUUGCUCGACUCGAAGACGAAAAGGAGCAAAUGUUAACGCGAAUACUUUCUUCUCCGGCGGUUUCUCUGGCCGGACCUCUUCCGUGGCGCUGGUCUACACUUCCGGUCCUACUCGACUCUCAGACGUCACUCGUUUCUUCCCUAUCCCUUGCCAUCAAAACCCGCAUUGUAUCCUUCUCUUCCAGUCCUCUAGGUUCAGCAGAAUCCGGCGAUGUAAUCCCUAAAGAAUCGUCAAAGCGUGGUCCUCUGGAACCUGGAUUAUAUCUGGUAGGAACACCAAUUGGUAACCUUGAAGAUAUCACUUUAAGGGCUCUCCGUGUUUUAAAAUCAGCUCAUGUGAUACUUUCAGAAGACACCAGACAUUCAGGGAAGCUUUUACAUCAUUACAAUAUAGCAACUCCUCUUUUAAGCUAUCAUAAAUUCAAUGAAUCUCAAAGAGAACAAACGGUGUUAAGGAGGUUGAAGGAAGGUGAGAUUGUUGCACUGAUUAGUGAUGCAGGGACACCAGGUAUCAGUGAUCCUGGUACCGAAUUGGCUAAGCUAUGCAUCAAUGAGAAUAUUCCUGUCAUUCCCAUUCCUGGACCAUCUGCUUUCGUGGCUGCUCUUUCUGCCUCUGGUCUGGCCACUGAUGAGUUUACAUUUGUUGGGUUUCUUCCCAAACACACCAGCUCUAGAAAGGAGAGGCUAAUGAUUUCUGCAAAUGAAGCAACAACACAGAUAUUCUAUGUACCUCCACACAAGCUUCUUCAAUUUCUUGAAGAGACUUCUGUACUGUUCAGUGAUUCAAGAAGAUGUGUCAUAGCUCGUGAAAUAACCAAACUACAUGAACAGUUUUGGCGGGGUACAUUAGGGGAAGCAAAAGAGGCAUUUUCUGUUCAUAAGCCAAAGGGUGAGAUUACUUUGUUAAUUGAGGGAAAGGCAAAUCCUACCAUCGAAACUCCAUCAGACUGUGAGCUUGAGAAAGAAUUAAGCAAUCUGAUCUCCAAUGGUCAUAGUCUUUCUACAGCCGUCAAAUUAGUGGCUGGUGGAACAUCAAUGAAAAAGAAAACUGUAUAUUCCAUUGCAUUGAGAAAAUUUGGGAAGCAACUUGAGUUUGAGGAGGAGAAUGUUCAUCUGGAUUCAUGCAAACCAGAGUGAGAUAGCUUACACAUUUAAAAGUGGAAGAGGUAUAUAUAUCUUAACACACCCAACAAAUUUUGGUUCUCAUGAUAAAUUGCUCUUGCAUCAAUAUUACUUAUACCUCUCUUCAUCUUUUGCAACUCUUGACUAUUCAAGUUUAGUAUUGGUUACUACUGGUAUUCAAAGUGGAGAGGUUUCAGAGUGAAAUCCAGAUUUUAAGUAAUUUUUCUGGAAGUUGAUGUCCUACUUCAGUAGAUAAUAGCUCCAUGGUUACGAGGCCGCAAUACCGUCUUCUCCGGUUCAGAAUACAACACGCCCAGCAGCAACGUAGAGCGUUGUUCUUUCCAUCAUCCACAUUAUUUUCCAUGCCUUCAGAAUAUUGAAUUUGGGAUUUGAGUCGUUCUCUCUUUCUCUUUCGUAAAAUGGAGAAGUUGGCUUUCUCUGCCUGCCUAUCAUUAUUCUGCUGUUAGAUACAUUAGGAUUGAUUCAUCAACAUGCCCAUGGACUUGGUUAAAUUCAAUAGUACCACAACCCACAACGAGGAGCAUGGACUGGUUCACCAAAAUACAAGUGCACUUCUCUUCAGUACUAAAGAGAAGUGCCCAUGGACUGGUUCAACGAGGAGCAUGGACUGGUUCACCAAAAUACAAGUGCACUUCUCUUCAGUACUAAAGAAUCAAGGACAAGGUUUUCCUCCCUUGAAGAUUUCCAUUUUUUCGGUGGAUUUUGUUUGAGACUUAAAAAUCCCUUAUAUUUUUUUAAUAAUUAAUCAAUUUUUCCCUCC